CAAAGCAUCCACGGGAUCGCAGCGCCGCGCCCAAAACCCAGUCUUUCCACUCCUCGCUAUAUUGGCAGAGGCAUCGACCGUUUGGCAGAAUUUACGAUGCUGCCUAUUUAAAUCCGACAACCAAACAGCCCUACCCAGUAAAACAGGAAGGAGUUUGGAAAAAACUUGUGCCGUGUUUUCCAUUUUGUGCAGAUAAUGGUGGAGCCUGUGAUUUUGGAUGAGAGCGGAUUCGAUGUAAAACUAAAUCUCCUUGCAAUUCAGAUCCCGCGGGAGGUCUCUAAGUCCGUGAGCCGCUUGUUGAACGGAUAUAUGCUUGAAAGGCCUCGUAUUAAACCCAUUACUGAAGAUUCAACGUCUGAGAAAAAUCGUUUGGUUUUGCUAUCUGAAAUGAUACAAAAUUCCGAUUUAUCGGAGAUUCCAUAUCAAAAGCGGGAUGAAUUAAGGGCUUUAUGCAAUUUUGAAGUAGUGCCCUAUUCUUUGACACUUGGGUAUUCCUAUUGGGGUGCAGAUCACAUCUUGAAGCAAGUACUACCAUCUGGUGUAGAGGCUCCUUCUUCUUUCGAAACUAUAGGUCAUAUUGCUCAUUUGAACAUAACUGAAGAGCUGCUUCCAUACAAGGAUAUCAUUGCAAGUGUCAUCUAUGAUAAAAACCAGCCGAAAAUUAAAACCGUGGUGAACAAGGUUGGAACCAUAACAAAUGAGUUUCGGGUGCCAAGUUUUGAAGUCCUCGCUGGAACAGAUAAUAUGGUAACUGAAGUUAAGCAAUACGGUGCUACAUUUAAACUUAAUUACAGUUUGGUUUAUUGGAACUCAAGACUCGAACAUGAGCACAUACGGUUAGUUUCGCAGUUCCAACCUGGAGAAAUCAUUUGUGACAUGUUUGCUGGAGUUGGUCCUUUCGCCAUCCCUGCAGCGCAAAGAGGAUGCUUUGUAUUUGCUAAUGAUUUGAAUCCUCAUAGUAUUCAUUAUUUAAAUAUCAAUGCGAAGAUUAACAAGGUGGAGAAUAAUAUUAUUGCUUAUAACAUGGAUGCUAGAGAAUUUAUGCGCCAUUUAAUGAUAGUAUCAAAAACUAAGCUUUAUAUUGAAAGUCCAGUAGUUGAAGGUCCAUCUGAAGGUGAGCUAUCUGAUGCCGGUAAAAUGUUGGAAAAUAGAACCACAUGUAAAGAAGACAUUGAUUAUGCAACCACAACAGCACAUCCUGCUGCUAAAAGACGGCCUACAUUUGGCGGGAAAGAUAAAAAGACUGAUGAUGGCUAUACAAAUGGAUCAAGUGAAAGAAAUGGAAAUUUUAACAAAAGGAUCAGAGGAUAUAAAUUUCCACCUCCUAAGAUAUGGGAACAUUUUGACCAUGUGAUAAUGAAUCUCCCGGCUGUUGCUUUACAAUUUCUCGAUGUUUUUAGGGAUCUCCUCCAACAAAGAUACUGGAAAGGCUCUCUACCUUUAUUGCACUGCUAUUUCUUUUUUCGGUCAGAUGAAAAUGCAGAAUCAAUAUUAGGCGAGGUGGAGGCUACAUUGAAGUUUAAGAUACAUAACCCAGUUUUUCAUCGAGUUCGGGAUGUCGCCCCCAAUAAGGCUAUGUUCUGUUUAAGUUUCAGAUUGCCUGCAGAAUCUUUGGUAGAAGAUGAGAGUAUCAAAUAUGAUCACAAGCCAUCUGAAUCCAAUCUAUAGCAUUUUACUGAGCCUUCAGAACAGGCUCUCUGUAUCGAGUUCUUUCAACCCAGAUGUGAUUUGAAUGAUUUCAAGGUUUUGCGCAUGAAGCUGGCUAGCACUUGUGAAUCCCAAAGGAACAAGCUUUGAAGCUGACAGGAACAUUCACAUACAUACCUCACAAUUUAAAUAUGUAUACAUAUCUAACACCUAAAUCCGAAUAAUAACACAACCGCUGAGAACAUAUGGCGAGAAAGCAUAAGAAAAUUAUGAUAUUAAUCUCGAGACACGGAAGCUCAAAUGAAAAUUUGAGCACUUAAGGGAUGGCUUACCAGCCUCAAUAAUUUUGUCAACUUUUGCUUCACUAAUUCUGUAUAGUAGCAUGC
Molecule: messenger RNA, 2033 nt
Organism: Phalaenopsis equestris
Lineage: Eukaryota; Viridiplantae; Streptophyta; Magnoliopsida; Asparagales; Orchidaceae
Product: tRNA (guanine(37)-N1)-methyltransferase 1
Exons: 13
Coding region: 196-1668 (490 amino acids)
Biological process (GO): tRNA N1-guanine methylation
Cellular component (GO): cytoplasm
Source: RefSeq, a predicted model, not a curated record